UUUUUUUUUUUUUUCCCCUUCUUCCCAUGUGACAUUCUAGGGAAAAAUUGAGAAUCUCUAGGGGUUAUGUGGAAUGAAAGUCAGGAACCAACAAGCAAAUACAGAGGAAAAUGAUUUGAAUUCCAUGGAAUUCAGAAGUGGUUUGUUUUGGUAGUACUUGGUGGAAGCUAAAACUAGUUAUAUAUAUAUAUAUAUAUAUGUUGGAAAAGUGGCUAUGAGUUUGAUAAUCCAAUGGGGCGACCUCCAAUGUUAAGAAGAUGAUGGAGGGAUUAUUGGUCAACAAUUGGGUUUCAAGAACAUGUAGAUGUUUGAUCUUGUGCCUCUUCAUUCUUGCUCAAUCAACUUGUGCACAAAAAGAUUUUGUUAGCAUAGCAUGUUGCCGGGAGUCUAAUUAUACAGAUCCUAAUACUACCAUAAGCUGGGAUACAGAUUACCGCUGGUUUCCUGAUAGGAAAAAUUGCCGGAAGAUAAGCAAGGCGUCGACAAACCACACCGGCGACGAUGAAGCUCGAAUAUUCGACAUAGAUUAUUCAUGGAAAAGAUGUUACAGCCUAGACACAACAAGGGGUGAAGAGUACUUGAUAAGGGGUACAUUUUUAUACUAUGAAAACAUAUUGCUAUAUGAGACAUCAUUUUCAGUUUCGGUCGGUGUCACAAACAUUAGCCAAGUGAAUUCUGCCGAGGACUUUGAGGUUGAGGGGAUUUUUAGAGCCACUAAGGAGAGCAUAGACUUCUGCUUGGUCAAGACUGAAGGAGAUCCUUAUAUCUCACGCCUUGUGUUGAGGCCUUUAAAAGGUUUAGAGUAUUUACAAGACUUCUCUUCUUCUAGUGUUCUGAAAGUGGUCAGAAGAAUUAAUUUGGGAGCCAAGGAUGGGGACAUCAUUAAGUACCCAACUGAUCCAAGUGACAGAAUUUGGAAACCAUUAACAAGUUCUGGCACAGCAAAUACUACUAUACAAGGCUCUAAUGUCAAAAUCUCCAACUACACUGGCAAAGUGAGAGCACCAUUACAAGUUCUACAAACAGCCUUAUCUGAUCAAAACCGCUUGGAGAUUCUCCACAAUGAUCUGGACAAAGGAAAUCACCAGUACCGUCUGACCCUCUACUUUCUUGAACUGAAUACGACAGUUUAUUCUGGCCAAAGGGUGUUUGAUAUAUACGUGAACAAUCAGAGAAUGAAGUCGUCGUUUGAUAUAAAGGGUGGUGGGUCCAACUAUAAGGAGGUUCGUCACGAUGUAAGAGCAAAUGGGUUUCUUAAUUUAACACUGGUGAAGGCCUCUGGGUCUUCUUUGGGGCCCAUUUGCAAUGCUUAUGAGAUCUUACAGGUGUUCCCAUGGGCCCAAGAGACUAGCCCAAGUGAUGUGAACGGUAUUUUGGAGGUCAAGCGUGAGCUGUUGGCUUGUAAUGAGGAGAAUAAGGUUUUGGAGAGUUGGACUGGAGAUCCAUGUUUUCCAUUUUCCUGGGAAGGCCUGUCUUGUGAGUCCAUUAAUGGUUCAACUGUCAUAGCCAAACUGAGCCUUCCUUCAAUGAAUCUUAAAGGGCCAAUUCCUCCAAGUAUUACCAAGUUGACCAACUUAAUUACCCUGAAUCUGAGCUCCAAUGGCUUCACUGGCGAAAUUCCAGCCUUCCCUUCUUCCUCCAUGUUGAGAUCAGUGGAUCUAAGGAACAAUGAUCUUAGGGGGCCACUUCCAGGAUCUCUUGCAAUGAUGCAACAUUUGGAAAUAUUAUAUGUUGGCUGCAACCCUGUUGCCAAAGAGGAUCCAUCUAGCUUCAAUAGCUCAAAACUUGACACAAGCUCUGGAACAUGCAACCCAGGACCAGCUUCUUCGAAACGAAGAAUCAUCAUAGGCUCUGUGGCAUGUGGAUCUUUACUAUUGACUCUGGCGGCUGGAGCUUUCGUCCUUUGCUUUUACAGACAAAAAUUGAUGCCUCAAGGAAUAUUCAAUGGCAAAGGAUUUAAAGGACCUCCGAUGUCAAAGAAAAAUGGAGGUUUAAUAUUCUCAAUACCAAUAGUAGAAGAAUUUGUUGUGAAGUCAAUAACCAUACAGACAUUUACCCUGGCCAACAUAGAAGCUGCCACCCAAAAUUACAAUACUUUGAUAGGCGAAGGUGGCUUUGGUUCCGUUUAUCGUGGCACUCUGCCAGACGGUCAAGAAGUUGCGGUGAAGGCCCGAUCGGCAACGUCAACUCAGGGGACUCGAGAAUUCGAAAACGAGUUAAAUCUUCUUUCCACUAUACGCCAUGAGAAUUUGGUGCCUCUACUUGGUUAUUGUAGUGAAAAUGAGCAACAAAUUCUUGUUUAUCCAUUCAUGUCCAAUGGCUCGCUACAAGAUCGCCUCUAUGGAGAAGCAGCAAAAAGAAAAAGGCUGGACUGGCCAACCAGACUGUCCAUUGCUCUUGGUGCUGCUCGAGGAUUGACUCAUCUUCACACAUAUGCCGGGCGUUGUGUUAUACAUAGGGAUGUGAAAUCGAGCAACAUACUUCUAGAUCAAAGCAUGACAGCCAAGGUUGCCGAUUUCGGCUUCUCAAAAUAUGCUCCUCAAGAAGGUGACAGUGGCGCUUCUUUGGAAGUAAGGGGAACUGCGGGAUAUUUGGACCCAGAAUACUACACAACCCACCACUUAUCUGACAAAAGCGACGUCUUUAGCUUCGGCGUGGUGCUACUUGAAAUUAUAAGCGGCAGGGAGCCUCUCAAUAUUCGCAGGCCACGGAACGAGUGGAGCUUAGUUGAAUGGGCUAAACAACACGCAAGGGAGACAAACAUAGAUGAAAUUGUGGAUCCAAGCAUAAAGGGAGGUUACCAUGCGGAGGCAAUGUGGAGAGUGGUGGAGAUGGCAUUGCUAUGCAUUGAGCCCUUCUCUGUUUAUAGACCAUCCAUGGCCGACAUUGUACGCGAAUUAGAGGAUUCUCUAAUCAUAGAGAACAAUGCAUCAGAAUACAUGAGGUCAAUAGAGAGCUCAGGAUCCAUAGUAUUGGACAGGAAAAUUGUUAUACCAUCCUCCACUCCCACAGAGGCUUCACCUGUUUUGACUCAACCCUUGCCUCCUCCAGAGCCAAGAUAAUAUAAUUAUAACCAAUGAGUUUUGUCAAUGAUAAGAUUUUUGUCCCAUCAUUACACUUUGAAU
Molecule: messenger RNA, 3125 nt
Organism: Morus notabilis
Lineage: Eukaryota; Viridiplantae; Streptophyta; Magnoliopsida; Rosales; Moraceae
Product: nodulation receptor kinase-like
Exons: 15
Coding region: 258-3062 (934 amino acids)
Biological process (GO): protein phosphorylation
Molecular function (GO): ATP binding; protein binding; protein kinase activity
Source: RefSeq, a predicted model, not a curated record